AUGAGUAAUACACAGCCACUAAUAUCAGCUGAAGACCGUUAUUCUACUGAUCGUGGCAAUAAAGAUAGAAGACGAUCGGUGAUUAACAAAUUGUCCAAUUGCCUUCAAUGUUUCGCUUUUAAAAAGCUCGAUCAACAGUAUGAAACGUUGGAUGAUGAUGAUGAUAAUGAUCAUGCUAGAACUGAGCCAGUUAUUGGAUAUUUUCAACUAUUUCGUUUUGCUGAUUGGCUUGAUCUUCUAAUAAUAGCUGUCGGCUUAUGCGUUGUCUUACUACAUAGCAUUGCUUCCACAGCAGUUGCGGUUGUUUUUGGUCAAGUUACGAGUGCAUUUGCGUCGCAAUCGUUCAUUGAUCGAUGUCCUUUACAGCAAAACGCAUCGGUAACUGCUAACAAUAGCACAGGAAGUCCAUGGGGUACUGCAGAAAAUACUUUUAACUAUGAUCGAUCACAAAAGUAAGUCAUGAUCACGUAAGAUAUUGAUGUGCUUCAGUUUCUAUAUUUACAUAGAGCAGUCAAAAAGUAGUGAGAGUGGUUUCUGUAAUUCAUUAUAAAAAGUUGUAAGAAACUUUCUCUCUAUAUAGUCUGAUAGAGAAAAGAAUGCUCUAUUUUUCUAUGUUAUUUAAUCAUACUUCAACUAAUAUUAUAAUAAUAAAAUUUUGAUAAGACCUAUUUUUCUAUCAUAUGGAUCGGAUACACAAAUGUCUAUUUAGUGAUUAGUUUCUGAAUAACUUUUGAUAGAAGCUAGCUAGAGAACUGAGAUUUCCAUCGUUUGAAAGACGAAAUGCAGAUGCAUCAAAUCGUAAAUUAUAGAUUUUUUGACAUGACUUUUUUAACGUUUUCAAUAGAUCUCUUUGAACACAAACCUAUCCAGUGGAGUGUUUACAGUGAAUUCUUAAUUGUCACAUGUGUAUUCGAACUGCCAAUGGAAGGCCUAAAAAACUGCAUAAGGUUCAGAUAUUUAGAAUUAAUCAUUUAGGAGUUAUAGAUAUUCUAGUCGAAGCUCUCAGUUUAUUUUUCUGGCAAUUUUUGUAGAAAAACAUUUUUUUGUUGCUUCUCUUUUGACAAGAAAGCAUUUUUCCAUAUUUAGAAAAUUGAUUAAACAAACUUCAGACAACAUACUAGGAAAACAUAUAAUAUAUAAUUCAAUACGUCUUCAUCUCCUCUUCCAAACGAUGAAAACUACAACUCUCUAGCUAGCUUCUAUCAAAAAGUUAUUCAGAAACUAAUCACUAAAUAGACAUUCGUGUAUCCAAUCCAUAUGAUAGAAAAAUAGGUCUUAUCAAAAUUUUAUUAUUAUAAUAUUAGUUGAAGUAUGAUUAAAUAAUAUAGAAAAAUGGAUCAUUCUUUUCUGUAUCAGACUAUAUAGAGAGAAAGUUUCUUACAACUUUUUAUAAUGAAUUACAGUACUACUCUCACUACUUUUUGACUGCUAUAUGUAUUUACUGUUCAUCGAUUUCAGACUUUGCCUGAAUGAGGGUACUACCUUAGCGUCAAUAUGGUCGUUGUCUACGACCAAACUUCAUGCUGAUGUGAGAAACAAAUUGUGCUGGCUAUUGAGUAAGCAGAAAUAAUCGAAUUCUUCAGACGUCAAACAAAAUAACGAUUUGUAUUUUGAAUAAACAUAGUCCUCGGUACAAUCGAAAUAUUGUGCAGUAUUCUCCGUUAUUUUCUCUUCACCUUGACCGCCAGACGGCAGACCGCUCGAAUACGUAUUCGUCUUUUACAAUCACUCCUACAACGCGUAUGUCAAACACAUCCAUCUUUACGCAGAUAUAACGGGUGGAUCAUAAUAAAUGACCUCCUCAUUGUUUUCUCGAUAUCUCCAUUGAGUAUCAUCGUUCAGACUUGUACUUUUUCUGAAAGAAGAAUUGUGUACUUCUCUACAAAAUGAAAUUUUGUGAAACACGACUGGGAAUGAGUGUUGAAAUUAGUUGUGAGAAAAGUGAUCUCUCUUCAUCUAACCUCACAGAUUAUGACAAAGAUUGCUAGGAGUGUUCAGUAUUUCUG
Molecule: messenger RNA, 2006 nt
Organism: Rotaria sordida
Lineage: Eukaryota; Metazoa; Rotifera; Eurotatoria; Philodinida; Philodinidae
Source: the annotation of a GenBank genome assembly